Molecule: messenger RNA, 1683 nt
Organism: Hemiscyllium ocellatum (epaulette shark)
Lineage: Eukaryota; Metazoa; Chordata; Chondrichthyes; Orectolobiformes; Hemiscylliidae
Product: KH domain-containing, RNA-binding, signal transduction-associated protein 2-like
Exons: 9
Coding region: 161-1192 (343 amino acids)
Biological process (GO): regulation of alternative mRNA splicing, via spliceosome
Cellular component (GO): nucleus
Molecular function (GO): poly(A) binding; mRNA binding
Source: RefSeq, a predicted model, not a curated record
UCUUUCGGGCAAGCUAACAGAGAAGCCCCACUAACUGCUAUAGAAAUAGCAUUGGACUUUAUAUUUCAGCAAAGUAAUAAAUACUAUUUGAGUUACAUAUUGUAAUUCAGUUUAUACAUAUAUAUAUAAAGAGAGAGAGAGAGUUUAAAACGAGGGCAAAAUGCAGAGAGAGAAAUAUUUGCCAGAGCUGAUGGCAGAGAAAGAUACUCUGGACCCAUCUUUUGUUCAUGCUGCACGUCUGCUGACUGAAGAAAUUGAACAGUUCCAGAACAACAGCUCAAAAAAAGAAGAGGAGAAGCAAUACCUUGAUGUUAUCAGCAACAAAAACAUUAAACUAGCUGAAAGAGUGUUGAUUCCAGUCAAACAAUAUCCAAAGUUCAAUUUUGUGGGGAAGUUGCUCGGACCACGAGGUAAUUCGCUAAAGAGGCUACAGGAAGAAACAGGCGCAAAAAUGUCCAUCUUGGGCAAAGGAUCUAUGAGGGACAAAGCCAAGGAAGAAGAAUUGCGGAAAAGUGGAGAGGCCAAAUAUGCACAUUUAGGUGAUGACCUUCAUGUGCUCAUUGAAGUUUUUGUCCCAGCAGGAGAGGCCUAUUCCCGCAUGAGCCACGCACUAGAGGAGGUGAAAAAAUUCCUGGUCCCAGACUACAAUGAUGAGAUUCGUCAGGAACAGUUGAGAGAACUGUCAUACCUGAAUGGUUCCGAGGAUUCUAAUCGAGGGAGGGGAACACGUGGAAGGGUGAUCCGAUCUGCCCUCACACCAGCAGCGAGGGGACGUGCCAGCACUCUCCUUCCUGGACGAGGAGUUCCAGUACCAAGAGGAACGCCAGUGGCACGGGGGGCACCCUCUCUAUCCCAUGCAGUGAGGGGUACUCCAGCACCACGUAGUAGAGGGGGACCAGGAGCAUCUGGCUAUCGACCACCACCUCCACCAGAAGAGGAUACUUAUGAUGAAUAUGGCUAUGAUGAUGGCUAUGGAGGAGAAUAUGACGAACAAAGCUAUGACACCUAUGAUAAUAGCUACGCUAGUCAGGUGGAGAGUGGUCCUGAAUAUUACGAUUAUGGACAUGGAACAAGUGAAGACAUCUAUGAAAGUUAUGGUCAAGAAGAAUGGGUUACAAGUCGGCCAAGCUUAAAGGCACCAAUCCCGAGGUCAAGAGGGACCUACAGAGAACAUCCCUAUGGUAGAUAUUGAAGGCAGCCCUUGUUGCACAAUGACUACAUGAGUGUCCUAUGGUCAGCUUAUAAACAACUACAAGACAAGUAAUAGUUCAUUUAUUUUCUUGCCUAAGGAUAGCUUCUCUCGGGUACCUUUCUGCACCCUCCUUCUAUUUCCUGAAACUUUGAUGAAAUGUUGGCUUUUCUUUAUGACGGUAACUUUGUAGAAUGGAUAAGUUAGUCCCCAGAACAUGCAACAGGGAAGCUGAUCCUUUUAAUUGUUUUCUUUUAUUGCUCUGUGUGUAGAAAUAUGUUCAACUAGCAUGAACUGGUGAUAAGUUUAACAUUUCCAAACCCACUUGGUAAAGGUUGAUGCAUAUUUAGGGACAAUGGAAGACUGUAAUAAGACAUUUUUUGAAAUAGGUGAUAAACAAGUUGUAGAUAAGUUGUUUUAAAUUGAUUUCUUUUAAUAUUUGUCAGUUUAAGAUGUUCAAUAUUUAAUUUGUAAAACUUAGUUUAAAAAAAUGA